Molecule: messenger RNA, 843 nt
Organism: Lacerta agilis (Sand lizard)
Lineage: Eukaryota; Metazoa; Chordata; Lepidosauria; Squamata; Lacertidae
Gene: C3H1orf115
Product: chromosome 3 C1orf115 homolog
Exons: 2
Coding region: 295-624 (109 amino acids)
Source: RefSeq, a predicted model, not a curated record
CAACAGCGCCGUUUGGCACAGGAUGUUGGACUUCUUGGAUCAGCUGCCAAGCCUCAGGAAGCAGACUCUCCCCGCCCGCUGCCCUUUUGUGGGACACAGGGAGGGCAGGCUGCGGCCUUGGCGCUGGCGCCGCCUAUGUGAAAGUGUCCCUUGAGCGCCACCUGUUACUUCCCUCCUGCCGGCUCGGCGCGCGGAUCUCCUCCUGCGCGCUCGGCUGAGGGAAGGGAGCAAAGGUGCCUUAGGCUUUUCCCCAGCGCCGCCUGCGGAUUCCCCGCGGAGCGACCUCCGGGCGCGAUGACCGUCGGGGGGACCCGGAGAGCAAACUACCCCCGGCGGGGGCCUGCGGAGGACGAAAUCUCUAUCCUGGAAAAGGACGAGGAAGAAGAAGAGGAGGAGGAGAGGAGGCAAACAGCCCCAAGCGGCCAAGCUGAGGAGGAGUCCGGCUGCGCCUCCAAGAAAGUCGCCUUCGCCGUCCUCCCGGACAAGUACGAGCCUCUCGGCGGGGCGGGAGACGAGCAGCAGCCCAAAGCCGAGCGCAAGAGCAAGAAGCGCAGGAGGAAGCUCAAGAAAUACGGCAAGGAUGAAAAAGAAAACCUGCAAAGUACAUGCUGUGGAAAUUACUGAAUCAAGUGCAACUAUAUAAAAUUGCCUUUGGCAAAUCACUGUGAUGAGACUUGGUUACAAAUCUGAAUUGGGUGGUCGUAGGUACAAAAGAGAUAAUCAAAAACGCAAUGGUGUAGCAAUUGUGUAUCAAUGAAAGAUAGCCAUAAUUUUCUCUUGGUUGAUGCUCCAGUGAAAAUCUGGCAGGAUGUAUGACACAGUGGCAUCUUGCAUAUGAGCUGU